Messenger RNA from Sphaeroforma arctica JP610, 5493 nucleotides. RefSeq lists its product as hypothetical. Bases 178 to 5142 code for a protein of 1654 amino acids. Gene Ontology annotation, cellular component: nucleus; chromatin. NCBI's taxonomy places the organism in Eukaryota, Ichthyosporea, Ichthyophonida. The record is from RefSeq and is a predicted model, not a curated record. Gene Ontology annotation, biological process: DNA repair; mitotic sister chromatid cohesion. The transcript has 34 exons.
AAUUAUACGACAUAGUGUGUAUGGAAGGUAUCUAUGCGUAUGUAACGGUGCAUAUCAAAGGUACAUCUCUGUGACGAGAGCCUAUGUAUACGAUCUGUAUGGAACUGGAAUACAUACACGCACAUCCUGCGCAUACAAGACUUACGGAUACGGUAAUUAGAUACACAUUCAAUCAGUAUGGCUAGAGGGGCGGCAGCCAAAAGCAAGGGGGAGGCGACCAAAGUCAAAGCAAAAGCCAAGCCCAAAUCCAUAGCAAAGACUAAACCUAAAGCAAAAGCUAAAGCGACGACCAAAGGGAUAGGGAAAGCAGUCAAAAUAACCGCAACUACAAUCAAGAAACGUGCAGAUAAGAAGGGGAAAGGGAGUGCUCAAUCGAGCGCAUCGACUCAGAGCGAGUUCGAUUUCAAAGAGAGCCCAGAGGAGAGUUCCCAAGACAGUGCAGUGGCCACCAUAGAAGGAGCUAGCGUUAGUGUUGUUACUGCUAGUCUACCUACCGGUAACAGUAAGAAGAAAUCGUGGGUCUUGAAAGAAAUAACAGGUAGAAUAAGUAAAGACGAGCUCUUGAAGCGUCUAAAGGCACUUCUCGUAGACCUGCAGAAACAGAAGCAGCAUGAAACGGUCAGUAGCGAGAUCGCACAUUUUGCCGAGACUUUGGUAGAUACUUCAUUGCUGAAACACAAGGACAAAGACGUCAAGAUAUACGUCGCGUGUUGUUUGGCAGAAGUACUGAGACUCUAUGCACCGCAGACCCCCUACAACGACGAGGUUCUGGUGGCGGUUUUCAGGUUCUUCAUCUCGCAACUACGGGGUCUUGCGAAUCACCAGUCACCGUAUUUCACACUGGCGUUCUCUCUUCUGGAAGUGCUCGCGUUUGUGCAUUCGUUUGUGCUCUGCAUUGAGCUACCCGAGGCGACCGAAUUGUUCUGCAGUUUGGUGUCGACAUUGAAGGAGACCGUGAGUUCGAAUCACUCCAACAAACUUGUGUCAUACAUGGCUGACAUGGUGGCGGGAAGUCUCAAGGAGAUGGACAGUAUUGAGCCUGAGCUGCUUAUUGCCAUUCUAGAGUCCCUCUUGCCUGACAACAAGAAAGAAAAUCCAAUUCAGUUUUCGCUAUCGAGACUGAUACUUCAGAAGGCCGAAACUGCGAUGCAAGGAGACCUAACCCGGUUCUUCAGAGAGAUACUCACCGGAGCAAACAAAUCACGGGCCGAACUGGUACACGGUGGAAACGUGUACGCACUGCUGGGAGAAAUUAGUGAUAUCGCACCCAAUGCUAUACUUUACGUAUACCCUCUGCUCAAGCAAAUGCUGGAAGUGAACUACGACCCUCAGAUCAAAGACGAGAAGCAGCAAAAAAGAUACCAAGCGACGCAAUUGCUGUGUCGAAUGUUCUGUCGUGAUUCUACCAUGAUCGAAACUCAUCGAGGUCUGUGGGAGCAACUGCUGCAGCGAUUGAAGGACAUAGAGCCAGCCAUUCGGGCGGAGGUGGUGGCACAUUGCAGUCAGUUUGUGACUCGGCAUCCACGUCACGCUUCCGACAUCGUCAAUCGAAUAGGAGAGAGGGUACUUGAUCCUGCCGAAAGUGUGCGCAUGGGCACAGUGCAGGCAGUGUGUUCUACUGCGAUGGCAAAUCCGUCCGUGGUAUCGAAGGAAGUUUUCGAAAGACUCUGCUGUCGGAGCAAGGACAAGAAGCCCGAAGUCCGCGACCUUGCGAUCAAGCAAAUAGGCGAAGUAUAUAAGACUCUACUACUGUGUCAUGCUGGUGAAACUCUCAACUCUGCGGGUAUGAUUGGAAGUCAUGAGCGCGAGUUAUUCGCAGUAUACGGCGCAAUCCCCGAGUUUGUGUUCACUGCGUACGCGACGAGUGGUGCAUCGCCUAUCGACUCCACACAGCGUGUCGCGGAAACUGUGAUACAGAACUGCCUGAUCGAUAAUAAGGCGUCGGCAGAAGAGCGUGCCUUACAAGUGCUGAAUAUGUACAUGUCUCUCAGUGAAACGGGUAUAAAGGCCUACACUCAAUUGAUCAAGCACAAAAUCAAUCUAUUGGGUGUAGUUAAGAAGUACUGUGAUCUGAGGAUCGGACUGAAGAAAGCUGAGGAUCGGGAGGAAACGGACAUCAAGGCCAAGCAACUACUCGAUACAAUUGCAAAAAAUCUCGGUGGAAAUGUAAGCACCAAUUUCGAUAAGCUCUUGAAAAUCCACAAAAGCAAAGAUCUCUCCCUCUUCAAGUUGAUACUCAAAGCCCAGCAAGUCAGCACCACCCCUGAGAAACGACGAGAAAUUCUAUCAGAUGCAGUCACCAAAGUCAAGGAGAAGGACGUUGUGAAAGCCAUCUUCAGUCGUACCUCACUGGUCAUUUUCAGCCAAGAUCUGGUAACGCAUCAGUUGGCGAUCCUGCGCGCACUUGCCAACGAAGACACUGAAUUUGAGAAUGUCGAGUUUGUGACAGUGUGCUCGUUCUUGAAGAUGCUAGCUCAGGUGUCUCCUGUGCAUUUUGAGGCUCAGCCAAUUCUGGAGAACCUCAUUGAUUUUCUAAAGGCUGAAUCGAAUGAAAUAGUUGAUGCUGGGCUGCAAUUGCUUGCCUUGAUGGGAGAGUCUCUGCGCCACGGUAAUGCCAAGAGCCUGCUAGAAUCUACCCACCCUCUGAUGCAUGACAUGGUGCUUACAGGCACUCCCCGUCAGUCAAAGUUAGCGGUUCGAGUGUGGGCUGCGGCUACAGUCAACCCUGACGCGGCUUUCGAUGAAUUGCUUUCUGAGCUGACAUCACCUGCGCGCCUCACUUUCGAUCACGCGUUGAUCUGUACAACUCUAUCAGCGCUGUCCACCAUUGCCGUUGUCGCGCCGCGAGCGUUCGACGUGAACAGCGGCCCGGCUGUGCUGUUUGUAGUCAAAGAUCUGCUUCAAAACAACCGGACCGCUGAAACAGGGGACACAGAUCAUAAGGAGAUUGACGCAAAAGUGUUGGGUGUGAAACUGCUAGUAAAGCGACUAAUCGGCAUGGAUGCCCGUGCAUCAAUUGCUUCGGAGGAAGAGGAGAACAAAUCAGUAGAUGCGUUCAAAAUCACAAACAAGCUCCUGAGAGCACUUAUCGCAAAUAAGCGGUUUUGUCGUGAUCCAAUGAGUGAGGAGGAUGAUGCUAAGUUGCGAUUGGUAGGUGCUAGCGGGUACCUGAAGGUGGCCAUGUGCAAGUCAUACAAACCUCUUCUUCCAGCAAGUCAAAUGGAUCUGCUGGCCCUGACUAUGGAGGAUCCAGAGGAGAGCGUCCGAGAAGGCUUCAGCAAGAAGCUUAUACGAGGUUUAUUCUCAAUGAAGUUAGAUAUCAACUUCCUGGCUCUGGUGCCCAUCGCCGCACUCGAUCCGAACGAGAAUCUACAAAAAUCCGCGCGUGCAUCUUACGUUAAGAUAGUGGAGAAGUAUAAGCAGAUCAGCGCACAGCUGAAGGCCAGUGGAACUAAUGAGCAGGUGCUGCACCGGUUCCGGCCGGAGCUAUCGCUUCCCGUGCUUUUGUCAGUCAUUGCACACAGAGAGGAGGAUGGCAGUGAAGAGGAACGCAUUCAGUCUGCGGUAAAAAUACUUACGUUCUGUCUAGAUGUACUCACGCAUCACGAAAAAGGAUCUCAGGGCGAGAGCUACGACUACUUGCACACUAUAGUGGCACGUGUGAAGAACUGCAAGGAUGUUCUCAAAGAGGAGUCUGAGGACUUGUACGUUGUUUGCGACCUCGCGACGUUGAUGAUCACCAACUGCGCACACCGGAACAUCAAGAACUGGAUUAUACAGCCGUUUCCCUCAAAAAUCAAACUACCCUCUGGCUUCUUCUCUAUGGAUCGGAAGGCGGCAGCGAAUAACCAGUCGUAUCUUCCGGCAGAUUUUGAACUGGGAGAAACAAAGGAAAAAGCAGUCAUAAAGAACAGCAAGGCGAAGACAAAAGCGAUCACCCCCAAGUCAAAUCUCACGAAGAAAGUCACAAAACUUGCCGCCGCGAAUAGUAUGGCGACAAAGAGAAAACGCAUAGAUUCUCUUACCAAAGCACCACAAGUGAAGAAGGAAAAGAUCCCUGUAGCGGCGUCGCGAAGACAAGCACCGCGGGGAGCGAAGCCCGCGAUCGGAACUAUGAAGGUGCAUUCCAAGUCAGAAAGUGAUGAGGAAACGGACGAUAACCUCACAACCAAGAAGGACCAACGCGGCAAAAAUGUACCAGAUCAAUCGGUGGUUGAGUACGACGAGAGUGAGAGCGAGGUGGACGAUGAAACAUCGCCGCCGAAGAAGAAAGCGAAACGGGUAACCAAUGGGAAAGUCAAAGGAAACGAUAAGGCUGACCUAGGGGCAGGCUUCCAAUGGCAACCCACUCUCACAAGUUCAGCAACAUCGCACUCUCAGAGCCCGAUCGAAGCCGAAGAUGGGUUGCUAAAGUCACCCCACAAGCCAAAAGCGCAUGGGAAAGUAGGUGCGAAAGCAAAAUCUAAAGCCAAACCCAAACACAAGGCGAAGAAGGCCUCAGCGCUACAUCCACGCAAGCGGAAGAAUCAACUAGAGGCCAAAGAAGACAGUGAAAUCAACAGUGCGAGCGACGAAGAAACGAGUGAGAGUCAAUAUUCAAAAAGUCCUGCCAAAAAUAUCAGUAGGAAAAUUGAAGACGAAAUUGAUGGAGAUGAUAGCGAGGACGAAAAUGUGCGAGGCAAAGCUCUCUACGACACAGCCAUUGAGGAGAAAGAGAUUGACAUACACGCCCCAAGGCAGAUGAGAAGCCGGCCUACAUUGGCCUCGAGUGCACAGAAAGUCAGCUCGAACAAAUCAUCUCCGAAGUUUCUAGCAAAGAGACUCGCCAAGGCGAGUGUGGCAACCACUGCCGCAGCUGAGAAAGCCAAGGCUAACUUCACUACGACAAAGUCACAGGCUAUGAGAACGUCGACUCUCAAGGUGACGGAGAAGGCUGGCGGAGAUCACGAUGCUAGCAAUACCUUUGACAACGAUGAAGGCGAAAAAAAAACAAUCCAAAGUCUCGAAUCGGAAGCUAAACGGAGUGGGCACGAAUCUCAUGACAGAUGCGAAUGCCACAAAUACAACAAAAGCUCAACAAUCGUCCAAUGCGAACAACCCCUCUGCGAUGACAAGAAAACUCAGUCCAGAACUGGCUGUUGAACAGCCUAGGUCUAAACGUCGAAAUAGAACCGCGAGACAGUGAGCUUCCAGUCAUCAGCAAUUGAUGUUCCACGCGGUAAUGAGAUUAUGUCAAUACUACAGCGACAUGUGAGGAGAGAGCGAGUCUGAUCCGCACACCUUUAUUGAUUCUGGAUUCUUUCACCCGGAAUCAACAUUCUAUGCGCAAAAUUAUGAAUAUCAAAGCAGAGUCGAUAUAUACUGUAUAAGCUACAGAACAAUUCAUGUUUAACGCGCUUGGAGCGUCGCCCGAGAACAUGCCAGACUAACUAUAUCGCAUACUCGAUUUCUAUAUAAUACACACGAUAAUCCUACUACUACAAUGAAUUUCUC